Eimeria tenella is the source of this 4836-nucleotide messenger RNA. RefSeq lists its product as uncharacterized. The transcript has 7 exons. NCBI's taxonomy places the organism in Eukaryota, Apicomplexa, Conoidasida, Eucoccidiorida, Eimeriidae. Gene Ontology annotation, molecular function: transcription coregulator activity. Gene Ontology annotation, biological process: regulation of transcription by RNA polymerase II. The record is from RefSeq and is a predicted model, not a curated record. Gene Ontology annotation, cellular component: SWI/SNF complex; nucleus. Bases 1 to 4836 code for a protein of 1611 amino acids.
AUGAAGGCAGCAGCAAACAACACCAGGCAGCUGCUGCUGUGUCUGCCUAUGAGGCGGAACUCGCUGCGGCCUUGCAUACCGGCGAGAACGCUGCAGCAGCAGCGCUGGACGCUGCUGCAGCCGCGGCAGCAGCAGCAGCAGCAGCGGCUGCAGCAGCUACGGGUGCAGCAGCAGCAGCAGGAGGGUGAUCAACCUGGCAGAUCCACUCCUUCCGGCUGCAGCACGAGAAGCAGCAGCUGCAGUUCCUGCGGAGCUUUUGCUGCCGAUCUGCCGCCUGCGUUGCUGCCUCGAGCCCGCCUCCAGGGCUUCACAUGUGGCAUGGCGUCUGCAGCAGUCGCUGCUGCUGGGGUAGCCCAGCAGCAGCAGCAGCAGCAGCAGAGAACCAAGCAGCAGAGGCUGGUGCUGCACAAGCAGAUACAGCAGCUGAGGCAGCUGCAGCACGAGCGGCGUCUGCAGCAACGGGCUGCAGGCGAUGGCCUCUUUUGCAGUGGCUGGGCUCUCAAUGAAUGGUGCUGCUGCUUCACGACAUCUGCUGCUGCGUCUUUUGCUGCUGCAGCGACACCUGCAGCAGCAACAGCAGCAGGAAAUGGCUCUACUCUUGCCGCCCCUGCUGCUUUACGUGAAAGCUUCAAAGCCGCAGGAGAGGCUUCGAGGGGAGUCGAGCUGUCUCGAUACGCACAGCAGCAGCAGCUGCUGCUGCAGCUGCUGCAGCCGCAGCUGCCGCCCCGGGAGGCGCGCUCAGCCGUCACAGCGUUGAUGCAGCUUGCCACGACGCAGACUCGGCAGCAGCAGCAGCAGCAGCGCGCCUUCAGACCCGCGGGGCUGCCUCUAGGCGUGGGGCUGCUGCUGCCAGCAGUAAUUCUGAAGCUUCUAAGGGAAGCUGUGGGGCGUGGCCUGCCUCCAGGUGUAUGUACACCUCAGCAGCAGCAGCUCGGGCCCAGCCUGCGUCACUGCGUAGAGCUGCUGCGCGCGUUUGCUUUGCUACUUCCCGCGCUUCGAGAGCUUCUGGCCAGGGCCGCUGCAACAGCAGCAGCAGCAGCAGCGGGCACAGCAGCAGCAGCAGCAGCGGACGCAGCAGCUACUGCGGCGCAUGCGCAGUGUCACUUUCCACACCUGCUGAGACUCCAUGUGGCGGACGCUGCAGCAGCAGCUGCUGCUCCUGCAGUGGGAGUCAGCAGCUCUCCCCGAGCAGCCGCAGCAGCAGCAGCAGCACAACCGGCGCUGCAGUCCACUGCGUACGAAGGGGCACGGGGUGUUGCUGCGUUCCUUAACAGCAGCGAGUGCAGAGAGCUGCUGCAGCAGCUGCUGCAGCUUCCUGCAUUCAGAGCUGCUGCGGCAGUAGUGGCUAGGGCUGCCGUGGAGGCUGAAGACAGCGGCAGCAUCUCCAGCAGCCCCAGGUGCAGCAGCAGCAGCAGCAGCCAAAUAGGCGGCGGCGCUUACGGCGAGGUCUUGCUGGUGCGAAAAGGGCUGCAUGCGUAUGUCUUUGCCCCUGUGGAGGCAGCAGCAGCUUUGCUGCUGCAGCAGCAGCCCCGCGAAGAGCUCCUCGAAGCCCUAGGGGCUGCAUGCAGCUGCAGGCUAUUGGCAGCACUUGUGCGAUUUUUGCAAGCUUCGAGCGAGAUGCAGCAGCAGCAGCAGCAGCAGCAAGACUCUAACAGCCACUUGUGGCUGAGUCCCUUCGGCCAGCGCUGCUGGGGAGAAGUCAUUCGGCUUGCGCGGUGUACAGCGAGCAGCAGCAGCAGCAGAAGCAACAGCAGCAAGAGCAGCAAAAUCGAGCGCCACGCCGCUGCAAGCAGCUCUGCUGCUGCAGCAACAGCUGCUGCAGCAGCUGCUGUUCGUGGUAGCCUGCCCGGGCUGGAAACAGCUUUGCCUGAGGCGCAGACGUUGCUGCUGCUGCUGCUGCGCUGCUUCGCCUCCAGAAUCGACGCAGCAGCAGCAGCAGCAGCAAAAGGUGCAGCUUCAGCAACGCCCCACCAGUGGUGCCCCAGUAGUACUGCUCUGCUGAGCUGGAGAGACAUAGCAGAUGCAGCAAAAGAUGCAGUGCGGCUGCAAGUGCUUUUUGCGACAGAAGGAGUUCCUGGGGGGGCGCCAGCUGCUGCUGCUGCUGCUGCGCGCAGCAGCAGCAGCUUCAACAGGGCCCUCGCUGCAGCAGCCCAGCAGCUGCUGCUUGCUGCUGUCUCUGCCUGUGAACCGCAGCUGCCCCACAUCCCUCCUGCGGAUUUGGCUGCGCUGCUGUGGGCUGCUGCAACUGCAGCGCCCCAGGUGUACAGACAGCAGGGGCAGCAGCUGCUGCAGCAGCAGCUACUUCGAGUGUUUAGAACUGCAACGGACGUGCUGCUGUUGCCGCAGCAGAAUGCACGCGCCCUGAUGCAGCUGCUGUGCAAGGAACAACAGCAGCAGCAAGGGCAGCAAGGGAUGCAGCAGCGGCAGCUGCAGCAGCAGCUGCAGCAGCCGCUGCAGCAGCCGCUGCAGCAGGGGAAGCCCGCGGUGCUGCUGCAGUUCUCUCCGCAGCUGCAGCAGGCCACGCCGGUGGACAAGUGUCUCCUUAUUUGGAGCUUCCUGGCGUGGAGCAGGGCAGCAGCUGGGAGCACUGCUGCUGCUGCUGCUGCUGCGGUAGGGCCCAUGGAGUGGCUGCUGCUGACUGCAGCCUUCAGGCAGCUGCUGCGGCACCAGCAGCUGCUGCUGCAGAGCAGCGGGGCCAUGGCACUUCACGCUUUGGCCGUGCAUGCCGACUCUUUGACGCGCCCAGCCGACACACCCCCAGCUGCUGCUGCAGCAGCAGCUGCAGCUGCAGCGGCUGCAGCAGCUGCACUUGCGCAGCUUGAAGAAAACGGGGGCUUUGGCGGAGAAGUCAGCAACUCAAGAGCGGCUGGCGGCACAGCAGCGGCAACAGCAGCGGGGCCUGCUGCUGCAGGUGCUGCAGCAGCAGCUUUAUCGACAAUUUUCACUUCAUUUGGCGCUGGAGGAGCUGCUGCUGUAGGUCCUGGUACAGACAGGGCUGCUGCUGCUGUGUGGCUUCUGAAGGCCGUGCGGCAGUACUGCGGGCUGCUGCUGAGGGACUGCUGCUGGGCAGCAGCAGCAGGAAGACUUCAGGCUGUCCGCUGCAGACGAGUCCUUUCUUCGCUGCUGCACUCUGCUGCUCUUUUGGCCCGGGCAGCAGCAGCACCAAAAGCUCCGGCCACUUUGGGGGGCCCCAGGCCUUCGGACAGGGGCCUGGGGCGCGAAGGCUUUUCGCUGCUGUGUCAGCUGCAGCGCCAGUUGUACGCUGCCGUCCGGCAGCAGCAGCAGCAGCAGCAGCAGCAGGGGCGAGAGGGACAACUGCAGCGGGACUGCUCCCGUCUUUUCACUCCACACAGCGUCAGCCAGAUCGUGUGGGCCAUGGCUGCAAGCGGAGUCUUCCACGUGCUGCUGCUGCAGCAGCUGCUGCUAGAGGUGCAACAGCAGCUAAGGCUGCUUUCAGGGAAACACAUGACAGCGCUACUGUGCAGCGCCUUCGACCUGGGCGCACUGCUUUCCUUUCCUCGACAGCAGCAGCAGCAGCAGCCGCUGCUGGUGCUGCAGCCGCGAGCUCGCAGGCAGCUGCAUCGAGCUUUUUUGAAGGAGCUGGCCCGGCGGGUUCUGCUGCAGCAGCAAACUGCAGGCGUACGGGGAGCUGCAGUGCAGCAUGGCAGAGAGGGCGUCAAGGGCGUGCCGAGUAGUUGCCAGCAGCAGCAGCAGCAGCAACUCGGCGAGAACCCCUUGGAGCUCACGCCGUUUCAGCUGGCUUGCUGUUUACGGGCAUGCGGGGCUGCUGCUCUACAAUGUGCUGCUGCUGCGCUGCAGAAAAGUGCUGCAGUGCUGCUUGAGGAGCAGCAGGAGGAUGCGAUUCUUGCACUUGAGAGCCUCGAGGCUGUAGAGCGUCUCCUUCGUUCUGUCGACUUCGCUCCCCUCGUACUGCAGCGCGAGCUGCAAUGCCAGCAGCAGCAGCAGCAGCAGCAGCAGCAGCAGCGAAGGGUGGCUGGCGCGCCUUUGCGCAUCCUCUACCAGGCUGCGCUGGCAGUGGCAGUGCUUCGGCAGUGGUGCCCCUGGCUAAGGCGGCUUCUGGAGCUUGGAGAGGCCCCAGAUGCAGCAGCAGCGGCAACGUCUGCUGCUGCUGCUGCUGCUGCUGCUGCUGCUGGGAAUGUGACUGUGCCGGCGGGCGUCUGGGCAGCAGCGCGGGCAGCCUUCGCAGAAGUCUCCUCCUCAACGACGGAGUCUGUGACGCAGUACCACGUGGCGAUGCUGCUACGGCAGCAAGGCGUUGCAUUUGCUGCGGAGUCGCGGACCCCCGAAGGCUUCUCCGUGGACUUCCGCAUACUACGGCUGCCGCCAGUGCAGCAGCAGCAUCAGCGGCAGCGACAGCAGCAGCAGCAGCAGCAGCAGCAGCUACUGCGUGAACACGGGCCUCAUCCGCAACAGGACCUACGACUGGUGCUGGAGGUGGAUGGGCCUUCCCAUUUUUCUGUAGAUUGCAGCAGAGAAAAGCCCUGCAGGGUCUUGUGCGGCUCCUCUGCCUUCAAGGAAACUCUGCUGCGCCUUUUAGGCUGGCGCGUCGUGCGGCUGGACGCAGCAGCAGCAGCUGCAGCAGCAGCAGCAGCGAGCUGCAGCACAGCAGCGCAGCAACUGCUGCACAGGCUCCACCAAGAGGCCACUGGAUCUCUCCGGAGGAGCUACACAAGCACCUGCGAGGCCAGCAGCAACUGCGAGCGCAGCGCGCGCAGGCCCAGCAGCAGCAGCGGCAGCAAAAGCAGCAGCAGCACCAGCACAGCAGCUCGUGCGGGCAGCUGGCAGCAACAGCGGGCCGACAGAAACUGUGGGUGA